Molecule: messenger RNA, 1444 nt
Organism: Salarias fasciatus (jewelled blenny)
Lineage: Eukaryota; Metazoa; Chordata; Actinopteri; Blenniiformes; Blenniidae
Gene: fn3krp
Product: fructosamine 3 kinase related protein
Exons: 6
Coding region: 51-980 (309 amino acids)
Source: RefSeq, a predicted model, not a curated record
GUGUCUGUGAAGUGCGUGCUUUGGGGGAAAAUAUAUAUUUAAAAACCUUAAUGGAAGCAAAAAUAAAGAGGGAAUUGGGGACAACCCUGCUUAAAUCCACCGGUCACUCUGGAGGUGGAUGCAUCAGCGAGGGCCAGAGUUAUGAUACGGACACCGGGAGAGUGUUCGUGAAGAUAAAUCACAAGAGCGAGGCCAAGUUGAUGUUUGAUGGGGAGAUGGCCGGUUUGGACGCCAUUCUUAAGACACAAACUGUCAAGGUGCCCAGCCCCGUUAAGGUGAUUGAGCUUGACACAGGCGGAUGCGUGUUUGUGAUGGAGCAUGUGGACAUGAGAGGUCUCACCAAGUACUCAAAACACCUUGGAGAGCAGCUGGCAGACCUACACCUCCACAACCAGAGAUUAAUGGAAAAAGUCAAUAAAGAGCAGCAGACUGUAGGAAAAGGAAGUGGUCAGUCAGAUGUGGAUGUGGUCGAAAAAUUUGGCUUCAGUGUAACUACAUGUUGUGGAUAUUUACCACAGGAAAACGAGUGGCAGAAUGACUGGGUGACAUUUUACUCCCAGCAGAGGCUGCAACACCAGCUUAACAUGGUGGAAAAAUCUUAUGGAGACAGGGAGGCUCGGGAAUUAUGGUCCAAGCUACAGCUUAAAAUCCCUCAGUUAUUCAAAGAUGUCUCCAUCGUCCCUGCACUUCUCCAUGGAGACUUAUGGGGAGGCAACGUGGCAGAGUGCUCAGAUGGCCCAGUCAUCUUUGAUCCUGCUUGCUUCUACGGUCAUUCAGAGUAUGAGUUGGGUAUUGCUGGGAUGUUUGGUGGAUUCAACAGCUCUUUUUACUCUGCAUAUCAUGCAAAGAUCCCGAAAGCACCAGGAUUUGAAGAGAGGAACCAGCUUUACCAGCUAUUCCACUACCUGAAUCACUGGAACCACUUUGGUGGGGGCUACAGAGGCUCUUCAGUCAGAAUUAUGAAGAACCUUCUGAAAUAACUUUGCUGAUUAUCAGUAAAAGCAAACUUUACAGUCUUAAAACAAAAAACAGUAUUAUGCAUAUGUAUAUAUUACAAAUUCAACAAUGCACUGUAGCUAAGUGCUGAGAAGACCAAAUAUAAUAUUAACAAUGUAGUCUACUCUAGUGUGUCAUUGAUCCAAAAUCACUUUUGUGAAAGCAGUGUUAUCUUGCUUGCUCGCUCAAGUUACACCAAAUCCAGCUUUAGCAGAAAAUAAUCUUAUAUUUUAGUCACUGUUUUUGUUACUAAUCUGGUACUUUGUAAAAAUGAAGGAGUUUCACAAUAAAACACAAGAUCAUAAGGAUAAAACCUGAACAAAGAAGUUGUGACUUUGUCCCUGUCCAUCUGACUUGAAUAAACUUAACAGCUGUGAGGAGGGUGUUGAUUCUUCAGUGUAUGCAUUUCUGCACAUGCUUCCAAGAUGUUUAUUUGCAGAGCCUUGUU